Messenger RNA from Chroicocephalus ridibundus (black-headed gull), 5963 nucleotides. It is a transcript of the gene ATXN1, whose product is annotated as ataxin 1. Gene Ontology annotation, molecular function: protein binding; RNA binding. Gene Ontology annotation, cellular component: nucleus. NCBI's taxonomy places the organism in Eukaryota, Metazoa, Chordata, Aves, Charadriiformes, Laridae. Gene Ontology annotation, biological process: nervous system development; negative regulation of transcription by RNA polymerase II. The record is from RefSeq and is a predicted model, not a curated record. The transcript has 9 exons. Bases 1467 to 3878 code for a protein of 803 amino acids.
CCUAAGAGACAAAAGUCAGUGAACAGCCUAGGUUAACUCUGUGGUGAGAACAUACCCUCAGAUCUCUUACUUCUUCUAUUUGCCAGAUUGUGGGAUGAUUCUGAAUCAGCUGAGUAAAGUGUCUCUGUUUCCUUAAUUUUUUUUUUUUCUUUUUCCUGUUUUAAUACUGUUCUUUCUGGGCAACACAGGGUGAUUCUCAGGUUUUCUUCUCUAUUGCUAAUAGAGUUUUUUCACAAAACCUGCCAAUUUGGCCAGGCCUGGAGCUCAGCUGAAAGAAUAGGCUCUUUCUGAUGAGCUGCCUUACUCAGCUCCUCAGGUGGGAUCCCAGCUGCUCAGGAAACGAGAUGAGCUCUUGCUCCUCCCCUUAGUGAUUUCGUGCAAGUCUGGCAAGAGAAGAGGUAGUGGAAAGCUUUUUUCUUCCUUAGAAUGACAAGGAGAACUACCACGAGACUGUAAAAAUAGGGACUACCUUUUUGUCUGUUCUGCAGUGUCUGGCCUGUGAUUUAAGAGAGGAGCCGUCCUGUGCUGCAGCUGAAUUUCCUUGGCUUGGAAGGUGGAAAGGAAGAAUGUGUUACCUGUAGCUGGAGGUGAGAGACGUAGCAGCAAGACUCAGCUGUGCUCCAUGAUAAAUCAUUCACUUAUGCCCCAAAAAGACAGCUGCAAGGAGCAGAGCUAUUCUUCACUUUUGCAAGACAGCUUAGAUCCAGAUUGCUUCAUUGAUGCAGCUAUUCGGCAAAAAGUUUGGAUGCACGCAAAACUGCAGAGUCUUUGUAAAUUUAUCGUCUUGAGUCUUGGAGCUUCUGUUCAACAAAAAGCCAGAUUUAUACGCGUAUAGAGUCACAUCGCAGGCCGAGGCAGAUGGGCAAGCAAUACAAGCUGUGAAUUUAUUCUUGACCCCCAUAGGACAGUGACCACCUUCAUUUUUGUCUUCACCCUACAGAUAUGCACUGCCAAUAAGCAAAAAGGUCAAGAAAAGCAGUAGCUCAGUGGCUGAAUUUUUCAGAAGUGCUUUACAGCAGGGAAAGUGGGGAAACCUCUUAACGUGGUGUCUUACUCAAUCCUGGAGCACAGGGAAAGAGUUUUAAUGCAAAACAUCAGAAAAGAAAGGCUGCAACGUCUCCUGUGAGAGGGGGGAAAAAAGGAGAUUUACAAUUGCAUCUUGAAACACUCAUAUGAUUUGAGCUCUAUAGUACUUUAUUUGAAAGAGGAAAACCAGUGAGGACCUGUGAGCAAUACGGCACUUUCUGAAAAAUCUUCAUGCUAAAGGAUAAUCCAGAAUUCCCCGAAGAAGAGCGUAGUGAAUGUUAAUCCAGAGGAGCCAUCGGAGAAUCGUGCUCACGGGGAGAUGAUUCCUCAUGAAGUCACUGGAUCCCUUGCAGAAAUCAAAUGUGACUUUCCGUUUAUCAGACUGAAAUCAGAGCCAGCCAGACAGUGAAGCAAGCACAGUGGAGGGGGGACGGCGAAAGAUGAAAUCCAACCAAGAGCGGAGCAAUGAAUGCCUGCCACCUAAGAAGCGAGAAAUCCCUGCCACCAGCCUGCCUUCGGAGGUGAAGCCGGUCCUGCCAAACGAAAACCACCGUGCGGAUAACCUAGCAUGGCUCCCCAGCACACCCGGUGGCCAAGGUGGCCUGGGGACCCGGCACCGGCCUGGGGGGACAUCAUCGGUGGAGGCAGGCUUGCAGCAGGGUUUGCACAAGUCACUAUCUGCAGGGCUGGACUAUUCCCCACCGAGUGCACCCAGGUCCGUUCCAGCCUCCACCACUCUUCCCACGGUGUACUCGCCCGCCCUCUCCCAGUCAGGGACCCCUGUUUCCCCCGUGCAGUACACACACCUGCAGCACACCUUCCAGUUCGUCGGGCCCCAGUACAGCGGAUCGUACACCGGCUUCAUCCCCUCGCAGCUGAUUUCCCCAACGGCCAAUUCUGCGACCGGCGCCGUGGCAGCAGCCACGGCCGUUGCGACCACUCCAUCCCAGCGCUCCCAGCUGGAGGCUUAUUCCACUUUGCUGGCCAGCAUGAGCGGCUUAAGCCAGCAGGGGCACAAAGUUGAGCCGCACCUGGUCAGGACACCUGGACUGAUCGCCGCCGGGUCUCCUCCACCCACCCAGCAGAACCAGUACGUCCACAUUUCCAGCUCUUCCCAGAGCACUGUCAGAAAUCUCUCUCCUCCAACCAUCCCGGUCCCCCUGCACCCCCAUCAGACGGUGAUCCCACACACCCUCACCCUCGGCCCUUCCUCCCAAGUGGUGGUGCAGUACACUGACUCGGGGGGCCACUUUGUCACCAGGGAUCCCCCCAAGAAGCCCGAAAGCAGCCGGCUGCAGGCGAUGCAGGCCAAGGAGGUAUUGAAUGGCGAGAUAGAGAAGAGCCGGAGGUACGGCAUUUCGCCUUCUGCCGACAUGGGUCUAGUCAAAGCAGGCAAUAAACCAGCUCCCCAUCAUUACGAGACCAGGCACGUGGUGGUCCACUCGAGCCCCGCUGAGUACGGCGUGCGGGAUUCCUCAGGUGUCCGAGCCUCCGUCAUGGUAGUCCCCAACAGCAGCACGCCCACGGCAGACAUGGAGGUGCAGCAGGCCACCAACCGCGAGACCUCUCCCUCAGCCCUCAACGACAAGGGAAGCUUGCACUUGGGAAAGCCAACCCACCGGUCCUACGCCUUGUCCCCACAGCAGGCUCUGGGCCACGAGGGGGUGAAGGCGGUGGCCACGCUGUCCCCUCACACUGUCAUUCAGACCACCCACAGCGCCUCUGAGCAACUCCCCGUCGGGCUGCCGGCAACAGCCUUCUAUGCCGGGACCCAGCCACCGGUGAUCGGCUACCUGAGCGGUCAGCAGCAAGCCAUCGGGUACCCCGGCAGCCUGCCGCAGCACCUGGUGAUCCCUGGCACCCAGUCCCUGCUGAUACCGGUCGGCGGCGCGGACGUCGAGCCGUCAGGAGUAGCACCUGCGAUCGUCACGUCGUCUCCCCAGUUUGCAGCAGUGCCUCACACGUUCGUCACCACCGCCGUCCCCAAAAACGAGAACUUCAGCGCGGAGCCCCUCACCACCCAGCCCGCCUACCAGGCCACCAUGGUGCAGGCGCAGAUCCACCUGCCCGUGGUGCAGUCCAUCGCUUCCCCCGCCGCCGCGCCUCCCACGCUGCCCCCCUACUUCAUGAAGGGGUCGAUCAUUCAGCUGGCCAACGGGGAGCUGAAGAAAGUAGAGGACUUGAAAACAGAAGACUUCAUACAGAGCGCGGAAAUUAGCAACGACCUGAAAAUAGACUCCAGCACUGUGGAGAGGAUUGAAGACAGCCAUAGCCCAGGCAUCGCCGUGAUACAGUUUGCAGUUGGGGAGCAUCGAGCACAGGUCAGCGUGGAAGUCUUGGUAGAAUACCCUUUUUUUGUAUUUGGACAAGGCUGGUCAUCCUGCUGCCCCGAGAGAACCAGCCAGCUCUUUGAUUUGCCAUGCUCCAAACUCUCGGUGGGGGACGUCUGCAUAUCGCUCACACUCAAGAACCUGAAGAACGGCUCUAUUAAAAAGGGCCAGCCCAUGGACUCAGCUAGUAUCUUGCUGAAGCAUUCAAAGAAUGACAGUCUAGCUGGAAGUAGACACAGGUAUGCGGAGCAGGAAAACGGGAUUAAUCAGGGAAGCGCACAGAUGUUAGCUGAGAACGGUGAACUGAAGUUUCCGGACAAAAUAGGAUUGCCUGCAGCACCUUUGCUCACCAAAACAGAACCCAGCAAGCCCCCAGCAACGAGGAAGAGGAGGUGGUCAGCCCCCGAAACACGAAAACUAGAGAAAUCAGAAGAGGAGCCACCUUUGACUCUUCCCAAGCCUUCUUUUAUUCCUCAGGAGGUUAAGAUUUGCAUUGAAGGUCGAUCCAACGUAGGAAAGUAAAAGUUGUUUGGGGAAAGGAAAUUAGGCUAUCCCUUGUCAUUUUUAUCCAGAUUACUGUACUGUAGACUAAAUAACCCAGUAUUUACAUGUUAUCAUCUUAUUUUAGGUUUAUGUUAUAACCUUGUUGUUAUAGUUGCAGCUGGUAUUAUGCAGGAGACUGGUGCAUAUGUUUUUCCACAAGUGUUUGUCAGUGACUAGGUUUAUCGAGAGCUACGGAAGGGGCAGUACCUGCUUCACACACCCUUAGUGGAAAUGAAUGUGUUGUCAUGGCUCCUGUUUUCUAACACCUCGUGUAGGACAGGGUCCAGCUGUGAUUUUUUUUUUUUUUGUUUUCUUUUCGUUGUCGUGUUUUUUUGGUUUUGUUUUGUUGUUUUGGUUCCUCUUCUAGUUUUUUUGGGGGGGAGGUGAGGAGAAGGGAACUGUAGCAGAGGUGUGUGUCGCACGUGGGGUGCGUGUGUGUGCGCGUGCGUGUGUGUGCGCGUGUGUGUGUGUGUGCGCGCCGGUCCCGAGGAGGGACUGCGGCUCGGCGGCGGGUUGGUGAAGAGGUUUCCUCACCCCAGGUAGAUGCUGAGGACACAACCCAUGGGUGAUAUUGAGAAGGAUCGGACAGUCUCUGACGUUUUCAACAACAAGCCAACUCUUACUCAAGGCUCUACAGUAUAUAUAUAUAUAUAUAUAUAUAUAUAUGUAUGUAUAUAUAUAUAUAUAUUUGUGUGUGUGUAUAUGUAUAUAUAUAUUUUUUCCCCCCAUGGGGUCUGACUGCACUGAUUUUUAUUCCUAAAGCAACUGCCACACCAACAUUUCCUUUUCUGCUUGCUAGUGCAGUUCCAUUGCCCGGAGCCAGCAGGUGGGGAGGCUGUACGGACUCUUGCACUGGUCGCCCUGCAAGGUUUUUCCUCCCUUCGUGGCGGUGGGGUGGGUGGGUGCGUGCGUGUGGCGUGGGUGUGCGUGGGUGUGCGUUGAGUGUGGAGGCCUCCAGCUCCGCGGAUGCGCCUGGCUCGGGCUCACUCCUGUUUCUGUGCAGUGUUAGACAAAUCGACCGGGUUACGCCAUUGACAUUUGCUUCCACAAGGUAAACGCAUACUGCCCCUUUGAGAUCACAGGCAUCCAUUGUUUGCAGUUAUAGGUUGCAAAUCUUUGUCUUUAACUCUAGUACUGUUUUUAGUUCAUGAUUAUGGACAACUGGUGCCACUUUUUUCAAAUUUCGGUGUGACACGGGAAUCCGCUGUUGAAGAUGAACCUAGAAUGUCUUUAAGCACUUAAAAUGCUGUUCACACUUUAUUGCUGAGCAUCCUGGUCUAACACUCAGUACGUACUGUAUCUCACUUUAAUCUGCUCGGAAAGCAACAACAACAAACAAACAAACAAACAAACAAACAAAUCUCUUCAACACUGUAACUACAUGCAACUAUGUAAAGUUUUCUCACAGGCAAGAUGAUGAAAGUUUUAAUGUGGUUUCAAAGGGAUGAAUGUGAAUUAUUGAACUAGUAUGUGACAGUCAUUGUCCACAAAGGACUACUUAAUAGGAGGCACUUUUUAAACUUUAAUGCUUGAGAAAGAGUUAAAGGCAUAUGCGAGCUGACAGAUAAUAAAAAAAAAAAUAAGAGAAAGGAAAAAGGAAAGAGGAAAAAAAAAAUCAUUGUCCAGUGUUUUUGAAAAAGAUGGACUUUAAAGAAUCUUGCAAUUUGCACAUCUUGAGUUUAUCAUUUGUGUGGUAUUCCUGCAGUUUUUACCUAAUAAUGUUGUGGGUUGGGGGGGUCUGAAAGAGCAUAAACAAAUGUAGCAAUUACUCACUAACCUGCCUACGCUCUAGGCCAUUUCAUAGGGUUACGUUCCUUUCGGAGUUCAUUUUUGGUCUUUCUACCAUAUCUGCCACACAGAACCAGGUCCUACCGGGACAGCUCUGAGAAUUUUUCUUCAGACUUGCUGAGAGAGUUUUCCACAAGAAACAUUUCUGUACGUAAGCAAGGUGUUUUGUUUGUUUUGAAAACAAACCUAUUGUUAUUUUAUUAUUAUUAUUAUUUGUUAUUUUAAUUGCAUCGGGGUUUUUUUUCCAUUGGAAAGGCGAGAUUUCCAGAGUUUGGU